AUGAUACAAAGAUAUCAGAGCUUUCGCCGCGACGUGGCGACCAAGAAGCUUUUUCCCGAGUUUCAGCAACUGCGUGCCUGGCACUUCCGCUACAUCCUGGGGAGCUGGCACUCAGACGGUGAUCUGGCAUGGUCACGUGAUCACGUGGAGGGGCAAUACAGGCAGCCCGAUGCCAUUGGCAGAUCUGCCCGCAUGGUCAAAUACAAGCCUUACAACGACAAGGGCGUGAGCGUGCAAGAAGGGCUACGUUUCUACGACGGGCAGAUUGCCACCAUGCCUGUUAUCCUGGACUAUGGAGGCAGGUCGUUGUUCAGUAUUACUAUAAUAAGGGUAUAG
Molecule: messenger RNA, 336 nt
Organism: Symbiodinium pilosum
Lineage: Eukaryota; Dinophyceae; Suessiales; Symbiodiniaceae
Source: the annotation of a GenBank genome assembly